AUGGAGCCCGUCGGAAUUAUAGGACUCGCGGGUCUCUUUAGUACUCGCUUGGAGGCCGUUGCAAGAUUCGAUUCAUGGAAAGAGUACGAUUCCGAGUUUGGUUCUCUUGUUGUCCAAUUUAAAGCCCAAAGGCUUCGACUGAUAAGGUGGGGUUUGGCCGUGGGCCUGGAGAGCGACGAAAUCUCAUAUGAGCACAACGCUCUUCUUGGUAAUCCCAAGAUUGAGUCGUCUGUGAAAGAUCUCCUCUCCGCAAUCAAUGCUGUUUGCCGUGAUGAGGAUAGGCGUUUUUGA
Molecule: messenger RNA, 291 nt
Organism: Penicillium robsamsonii
Lineage: Eukaryota; Fungi; Ascomycota; Eurotiomycetes; Eurotiales; Aspergillaceae
Exons: 1
Coding region: 1-291 (96 amino acids)
Source: RefSeq, a predicted model, not a curated record